Messenger RNA from Coccinella septempunctata (seven-spotted ladybird), 1767 nucleotides. RefSeq names its product mitochondrial inner membrane protein OXA1L (gene OXA1L). The transcript is spliced from 7 exons. The coding region runs from base 135 to 1715 and encodes 526 amino acids. Gene Ontology annotation, molecular function: membrane insertase activity. Gene Ontology annotation, cellular component: mitochondrial inner membrane. The record is from RefSeq and is a predicted model, not a curated record. NCBI's taxonomy places the organism in Eukaryota, Metazoa, Arthropoda, Insecta, Coleoptera, Coccinellidae. Gene Ontology annotation, biological process: protein insertion into mitochondrial inner membrane from matrix; mitochondrial respiratory chain complex IV assembly.
UUACUAUCAUCUAUGAUUAUAACCUCAAAAAUAAGAAAAUUCAAUCUUUCCGAAAAUGAUAUAAAUAUAAAAAGUCUAAAAAUCCAAAUAAACAAACCGUUCUCUUUGAAAAGAACUGACUCAAUACCGAGAAAAUGUUUUCGAGGACUUGCUUCACAUCUCAGUUCAGAGAUUAUACAAGAUCGAUACAAAAUAAUAGAAAAACCAUUCAGUUAUAUAAACUGAAGUUCUCUACUACUUCUAUACUUAGGACCGAUGAAAUAGACAGUCAAAAGUAUUCACCAAGGAUCAUAAAUGAUGGUUCCUUAACGAAAUCAGUAUAUUUAAGAAAAGUACAACAAUUAUUUUCAAACACAAAUAUUGGUACUCUGGGUGCUGCUGGUUUAGUGGUUAACGCAGAUGUAAACUCAGAAAAAGUAACGAUUAACUCACACGUUGUAGACCAAAGCCCACAAGGAAGCAGUACAAUUAUUUCAGAUGUUGCUGACCAAACUGCAUCAAGAAUAUUAGAUCCUACUGUUAAUGUUAUAAAUGAAAAUAUUGUAAAUGCACCUGAGUCAACUGUUGUAGAUACCACUAUUGCUGCAAAUGCACCACAAGUUACCACAGAAGAGAUUGUAGAAGCUACUGUUAUAUCGUCUCAAGCCAACACAGAAAAUAUCUCUUCUCAAAAUAUAUCAAUUGAUCCAAUUCCUGAGCCUCCUGCCAUACCUGAUUAUUUGCCUGUAGAUGAAGUUGUUCAGCAGUUGAAUGCUUUAGGACAACCCACAUUUGCCUCUAUGGGAUUGGGGGGAUGGACUCCUGUUGGACUGAUCCAAGAGUGUUUUGAAUUUUUCAAUGUAACAAUAGGAGUACCAUGGUGGGGGGCUAUUGCUUUAGGUACUGUGAUCAUCAGGUUGGCUAUGUUUCCGUUAGUUAUUAUAUCUCAAAGAAAUGCAGCUAAAAUGAAUAAUAAUUUGCCUGGACUACAAGCUAUUCAGUUGAAACUAACAGAAGCACGGCAAAGUGGCAAUCAGCUUGAAGCAGCUAAAUAUUCUCAAGAGAUGAUGAUAUUUAUGAAGGAUAAGGAGCUGAAUCCCUUGAAGAAUUUGGUAGUUCCACUUGCACAGAUGCCAGUAUUUGUAUCUUUCUUUAUGUCGUUAAGACAAAUGGCCAACUUACCUGUUGAGAGCUUGAAAACAGGAGGAAUUUUAUGGUUCACAGAUUUGACCCUUCCCGAUCAAUACUUCCUGUUGCCAAUUAUAACUAGUGCAACGUUAUGGGCCACUGUAGAGAUAGGGGCCGAUACUGCAAAAUUAUCUAGCCAAAAUGCGCAGAUAAUGAAGUAUGUUUUGAGAGCCCUUCCAAUUGUUAUAUUACCGUUUACGAUAAAUUUCCCUGGGGCUAUAUUGGUUUAUUGGGCUUCCUCCAACUUUGUAUCCCUAGCUCAAGUUGGUUUUCUGAGGUUACCUAAAGUUCGGGAGUAUUUUAAAAUUGAAAAACAGAUCAAAUUCGAUCCAACAGCAUUGCCAAUAAAACCAAAAGGAUUCAAGGAAGGAUUAACAGACUCUUGGACUAACAUGAAAAUAGCCAGGCAAUUAGAGGAAAGGAGAAGACUUGACGAAAUCCAGUUCAGAAGAGCAGGAAAAGGACCAAUUGUUAAAACAUACAAAUACGACCCCACCAAACAAACAAGUCCUAGUAAUUCAGCGGCAAUAAGUGCCAAGGAAAGAUAAAUGUAUUCUAAUUUUGUAAAUAUGUUAUGAAUAAAGGUUCCCAAAAAAUAAA